Triticum urartu is the source of this 2550-nucleotide messenger RNA. Its product is annotated as TORTIFOLIA1-like protein 3. Lineage: Eukaryota; Viridiplantae; Streptophyta; Magnoliopsida; Poales; Poaceae. Gene Ontology annotation, cellular component: microtubule. The record is from RefSeq and is a predicted model, not a curated record. Gene Ontology annotation, molecular function: microtubule binding.
CUCUCCAUCUCCCCUUUUCUCACCCGCCACCUCCUCGCUAUUAGUACCCGCGACGCCACCUCUCCCCUCCCCACCCAACCCCUCGCCGCCACCACCCUCCGUCUCCGCCGAGUCCACCGGCUCGGCUCCCUCCCACCCGCCGCUCCUCCCCCUCCUCAUCUUCCCCCCUCCUUGUGCAGGCGCGGACGCGAAGCUACAGUGGGCAGGCGAGGCCGCGAGCCAUGGGGCCGGCGCCGAGGGCGGGGGGCGAGCCAAUGAAGCAGCGGGUGAACCGCUGCCUGCACCGCCUGUCCGACCGGGACACGGAGGCCAUGGCCGCCAACGAGCUGGACGCGAUCGCGCGCGGGCUGGACGCCGACGAGCUCCCCGUCUUCCUCGCCGCCGUCUCCGACACCCGGGCCACGGACAAGGCGCCGCUGCGGCGCCACUCGCUGCGCCUGCUGGCGCUCCUCGUCGCCGCGCACCCGCGCGACGCCGUGGCGCCGCUCGUGCCCAGGCUCGUCGCCGCCGCGCUGCGCCGGGUGCGCGACCCGGACUCCUCCGUGCGCGCCGCGCUCGUCGACGCCGCGCGCGCCAUCGCCGGCGCCGCCGCGCCCCCCGCGGCCCCCGCGGCGCUCGGCCCGCUCGCCGACGCCGUGCUCCACGAGCAGGACCAGUGCGCGCAGCUCGCUGCCGCGCUCGCGGCGGCGGCCGCCGUCGAGGCAUCCGCCCCCACCGCCGACCUCGCCGACUACCUCCUCGCGCUCCUCCCGCGCCUCCUCAAGCUCCUCCGCAGCGCCGCCUUCAAGGCCAAGCCGGCGCUCAUCUCCCUCAUCGGCGCCGCCUCGGCGGCCACCGACGGCGAGGGCGCCGCCACCGCGGUGCCGUGUCUCCGCGACGCGCUCGCCGGGGAUGACUGGGCCGCCAGGAAGGCCGCCGCCGAGGCGCUCGCGCUGCUGGCCCUGGAGCACGGCGACGACCUUGCCGCCCACAAGCCCUCCUGCAUUGCCGUCUUCGAGGCCAAGAGAUUCGACAAGGUGAAGAUUGUGCGGGAGUCCAUGAACCGAAUGAUCGAGGCGUGGAGAGAGAUCCCGGAUGCGGAGGAGGAUGUGUGCUCCUCCGGCGCGUCGCCGGCCCAGACCAGAUCUCCUUCUCUAGCAGAUAGUGCAAGUGACGGUCGAUACCCGGCUGAUUCCCUAGGCUCCAAUUCCGUCCAGUCAGUUACAAAGAGGAACAUGCUGCCGGCAAGCAGGUCACCGCCGUCAGUCAGUAACCGAAGGACCAGUCCUUCCAUCAGAAGCAAGAAGAGCUCGCCGCCUUCACGCGGCUGCGGCGGCGGCGUGGACCAAGCCAAGAAAUGUGACUAUAAGGUCGACGUUGCCGUUGCAGCAGACGCCACCCCGAUCAGGACGGUGACCGGGGAGAAGCUUCUGAAAGAGGGCAAUGUUAGAGCAAGGCUUGAAGCACGGAAGAUGCUGUUCCAGAAGAGUGGUGAGAAAGGGUACAAUAAGGUGGCCGGGCGCAAGUCGGGGUCUAGAGUUGUUCCGUUUAACGGGGAUGGUGACUCGGAAGAGAGCACCGAGGUUGAGGAUGAUGGGCUGGAGGAGGUUCAGUCAGACCACUCCUCUGAGGAGCUUCAGUUGGUUCACAAAGAUGAAGACCUGUCCAAGAUCAGGAUGCAGCUUGUUCAGAUAGAGAAUCAGCAGACAAACUUGCUCGACCUCCUCCAGAAAUUUAUGGGGAGCUCCCAGAAUGGGAUACGUUCGUUGGAGACAAGGGUGAACGGUCUGGAAAUGGCACUGGACGAGAUCUCGCGUGAUCUGGCCGCCUCUUCAGGAAGGAUGCCAAGCAGCGAACCUGACAUGAACUGCUGCAUCCCGAGCCCAAAAUUCUGGAGAAAAAAUGAAGGCGGUAGAUACACUUCAAGGUACCCCGUCUCCGACCUAGCAAACCACUCCGAGGAGAGCAGAGCUUCUUCUAAGUGGGAGAGGCAGAAGUUUGGAGUUCAGGGUGGGUUUGUGACCAACCCAUUAGCAGAGCCAAACACUUCAUACGUAAGGAGCACGUUGGUUGCUCAGGAAGGCAGGAGGCAGAAUUCAGCCCAAUACAAGGCGAGGUAGGACGCGUUAGGCGCGACAAAAAUGCUCCAUCUGAAGCCUGAACCACCUGCAUCUACAAGGCGGGCGAAGCAUCUGAAACAAUGUCACUUCAUCACAUUCUAGGAGGCCUUUUCUUGUUUUCUCCAGAAUUCAAAGCUGAGUUUGUACAUGAAUUUAUGGAGUUUUCUUUUGCGAGUUGGUUCGACGAUUCAGAUUUCUGCGGAACAGAGCCCCUGGGCUCUAAAGCAUGAAGACCCCCACAGCCCCACCGCCAGGUGGGCGCCGUUUGUAUUAUACCUCCGGCCCUGAGACGGCCCCUGCAGGUCUUGAGCUAUGCAUGUAUCUUGCACUGUCUAUGUACAUAGUUUGGAUACGGCAGUUUCUAUCUUCGCGAGAUGCGCAUUGAACAAAUGUUCUUGAGUAUGCUCUCGCUGAGAUCAUGAAAGCAAAAGAUCCAACAGUGCUGUCCCUU